This is a messenger RNA of Polistes dominula (European paper wasp), 2106 nucleotides long. RefSeq names its product protein toll-like. The record is from RefSeq and is a predicted model, not a curated record. Lineage: Eukaryota; Metazoa; Arthropoda; Insecta; Hymenoptera; Vespidae.
AUGGGUACGAUCAUUUUCGUGGUAAUUUUUCUUAUCUUUACAAAUAUUGUCGCUGAUAAUCCUGAAUGCGAGAAAGAAUCGUUUUGUGAAUGCUCGAAAAAUGAAAAUAAUACAUAUGCUUAUUACGUUUCAAACAAAGGUGUGAAGUUUGGAAUAAACGUGAAAUCAUUCUUAACAAGUCAGAUCAAGUGUGAAAAUGUUAGUUGGAAAGAUUUUGAUUUUACGAAAGAACAAAACAUCUAUAAAGUCGAUUCAGUUGAUUUUGAAAAUUGCCUGUUACCAGAAGAAACUACAUUAAAAGAUAUUGUAAAUAAAUUAGGAAUGAUUGAAAUACAUAGACUAAGCUUUCAAUCUCAUAAAAAUCUUAGCAAAAGUCUAACAACGGAACAUUUUCAAGGAUUUUCAAAUGUGAUCGAAUUAGUUUUAUCCUAUAACGGUUUAACUAAUAUACCAUCUGAUUUCUUUAUAAUUUUUCCUUAUCUAACAUCUCUUGAUUUGUCUGAAAAUUCUCUUGUUUUAAGCCAAAAUACUUUUAAUAUAGCUUGGAAUCUUCAGAAACUUGAUUUACAUGGAAAUGGAAUAACAGAACUUCCCUUUGAUAAUAAAGAAAAUUUAACAUCAUUGCAUGAUGUAUUUAUAACGGAUUUAAAAAAUCUUGAAGAAGUUCAUAUGAGAAACAAUAAAUUAAAGUUUAUACCAGACAAAUUUUUCACGGGUACAACAUCUGUAAAAUUCAUCGAUUGGAGUGAGAAUAUUUUUGAAGAAAUAAAAGAAACGACCUUUGUAGAUGUAUUUAAUACUAUAUAUCUUAACAUUAGUCAUAAUAGGAUAAAGGAGCUUCCUGAUUUAGUUUUUCAAUAUUUUCAAAAUUUAGAAGUACUCGACUUGUCUUAUAAUCGUCUUGAUAACAUACAAAGGAAACUAUUUUACGGUUUGACAUCGUUAAAAGAACUUAACAUGGAAGGAAAUAUUUUGUAUCAUAUCCAUAGUGAAGCAUUUUCAACCAAUGAACAACUAUCCGUCGCUAAGUUCUCAGAUAAUCAUCUAGAUUUUGAUACUACAUUGAAUAUGAUGUCACCUUUUUUUAAUAAUCAUCUUCUUAAAGAGUUGCAUUUAUCGAACAAUACAAUUAAACAUUUUUAUUCUGAUUGGACUACAAAUAAACUAGAGUUAGAAUUAUUGGAUUUACGUCACAAUGACAUAAGUACAAUAUCGGCGAAUUAUUUUGUUUUUUCGUCGGAUAACUUGUUAGUAGAUCUAAGAUAUAACAACAUAAAAAAUAUUUUAUUAGCUAAUAUCGAAAAACUGGCACUAUAUAAUACUGAAAAACGUAAUGUUACUGUCCACGUUGAAAACAAUCCCUUAAUAUGCGAUUGUCACCUAUAUAACCUUGUGCGUUAUUCUAACGGUGAUAUGCCCGUUACUGUUUAUAAUUUGUUUGAACUUAGAUUUGGAAACUUAACGUGUGUUUAUCCUGAUGGAAUACAAAAGGCACAAAUUAAUCAGCUGGAUUUUCAAACCUACCAUUGUCUCGAGAAAGACUACUUUAAAAUUGUAGAUAAGCAUCCAAAUUUAUGUACUUCUAACAUAAGACCGUAUGAUAAAAGACGAGUUAUAGAUUGUUCGUACAAAUUGAUGUUUGAAUUAAAAAUCAACAAGAAUACAAUAAAUUUGAAGGGAAAUUAUCCAUUAAUAUUGAAUCUCACAGGGAAUUAUUUAAGGGAAAUACCAUCACUUCAUUAUUUAAAACCACUUAACUCAGUACAUUUAUUGUUAUCUAACAACGAGAUUUCUAAAAUAUCGUUGGACAGAUUAACAAAUAAUAUUCAAGUAUUAGAAUUACAUAAUAAUCAUCUAGUAAAGUUGAAUUACGACAUAAUUUUCUACUGGUAUGUUCAUAGUUACAAAAAAUUAACUUUGAGCGGGAAUCCAUUUAAAUGUGAUUGCGAUGCUACAGUGUUCAUUAAAUUUGUUUUGAAUACCCAAGAUUCUUAUGAGGAUCUAAAAAAUGUGAAGUGUCAAGGCUACGUCACUCCUCUAGCUAAAAUGAGCGAUUAUGAUUAUUUGAUUCUAUGUUUUAAAAAAUAUACUGAAAAAAUAAUAUAA